AGAUCUUCCUCUUUUUGAAAACACAGAUUCUAUUCAAAUGCUUCUGCAUUUAGCAAUGCACUCAUAAAAUCUGCCUCCAUUCUUGGAUUCAAUCUGUACUACAUUUGCAAUUUUGUUCUCCGUUCCUCAAAUUUACGGUAGCUGAAGACGGACGAUCUCAAGCAAGUGAAGAUGCUCACAUUGAAAGAAUGAAAGGAGGAACGUUCCCUUUGAGAUCAACAUAAAACUCCAGAUCACAGGAACAAUCUGUUGCGCCAUGGCGUGCACUUCUAUGACCAUUCCUUCAUCUCCUGUGACCAAGAAUGCAAAAGAUGUUUUCAGGGAACACAAUGGUCUCCGCCGUUCAGACUCUUGCAAAGAUCUGCGCAGCAAAGGCGCACUCCGAAGAUCCUUCUCGGAAAACAAUCUUUAUUGUAUACGCGCCGCAUCCGUGCAGCCUAAACUAAAAAGCAGCCGUUCGUUUGGGAUUUUCCCUUUCCAGAUCAUCCCUAGGUCGCUUGAAUUGGUCCCUAACUCUCUUCGAACAUUUCUGUUUGACCCGGAAACAACUAAAGGCAUGGAUGUAAUGGGGAAAAAUGGCGAUCCUGUUGAAACUCCAGAAGAAAGCAAUGACGAAGAGGAGGUAAACAGAGCAAAUUGGGUUGAAAGGCUAUUGGAGAUUAGGAGUCACUGGAGGAAUCGGCAGAAAAAAGAGGAUACCAACGGAGAUGACCUUUAUGACGUUGAAGAAAUCGGUGAUUGUGACUGCGAUAGUGAAACGGAUGGAUGUGUGGUGGAUUAUAACUCAGAAAAGGAAGAAGAAAUGAAAUAUGAUGGUGAUACAUUUUCAAAUUUUUUGGCUCAAGUGCCAUGGUCUGACACCAAGCUAUUCUCUAAGCUGGCUUUCUUGAGCAACAUGGCUUAUGUUAUACCUGAGAUCAAAAUUAAGGCCAAAGAAUUGAGAAGAUAUUAUGGAUUGCAAUUUGUAACAUCCUCACUAGAAAAGAAAGCAGAGGCAGCUGCCAUUAAAGAAAAAUUAGAACAGGACUUGACAACUUUACCUGAUAAUUUUGUUGCCAAUUCCAAUUCACAAGAAACCAAGGACCCUGAGAAGAAGUUCACAGUCAGGUCAUCUGUGUAUGGCAUUGCUGCCUCGGCAGCAUCUUACGUCCAAUCACAGUCAAAAGACUAUUCAUCUUGCGGCUCUAAGUCGCAGGAGAAGCGCGGCUGUUCAGCUUCAUACAAAAAUGGAGUUCAAACAAAUGAGGAAGGAGAAAGCUCACCACGUAUAUACAAAUCAGAGGUGGCCGCGGUGGUUGCAGCAUCGACAAUGACUGCUGUAGUUGCAGCAGGGGAGAAGGAAAAACAGGAGGCAGCAAUAGCCCUUCAAUCACUUCAUUCGUCACCUUGCGAAUGGUUUAUUUGUGAUGACAUAAGCACAUAUACCAGAUGCUUUGUGAUUCAGGGAUCUGACUCUCUGGCGUCCUGGCAAGCAAACCUCUUUUUUGAACCUGCUAAAUUUGAGGGGACAGACGUGCUUGUUCACAGAGGAAUUUAUGAAGCAGCCAAGGGCGUUUACGAGCAAUUCAUGCCAGAAAUAAUAGAGCACUUGAAUAAACAUGGAGAUCGUGCGAAGCUUCAAUUUACAGGCCAUUCACUUGGAGGCAGUCUCUCUCUUUUAGUAAACUUGAUGCUACUGACCAGGAAAGUCGUCAAGCCACAUACUCUUCGACCAGUGGUCACAUUCGGCUCGCCAUUUGUGUUUUGUGGAGGCAAAAGAAUACUCAGAGAUCUAGGGUUGGAUGAUAACCAUGUCGUCUGCGUAAUGAUGCAUAGAGAUAUCGUCCCAAGAGCUUUCUCGUGCAACUAUCCGAACCAUGUUGCUCAACUCCUCAAACGUUUAAAUGGCUCCUUCAGAUCACACCCCUGUCUAUUAAAGAACAAAAUGUUGUACUCGCCGCUCGGAAAAUUAUUCAUCCUCCAACCCGACGAAGAAUCAUCUCCGCCGCACCCUUUCCUCCCUCCUGGCGGUGCUCUUUACGAAUUAGACAAGACAAAACGAGGGUACUCUGCGGGCGUUCUAAAUGCAUUCCUCAACUGUCCGCACCCACUGGAAACGCUAAGCGACCCAACAGCCUACGGCGCAGAAGGAACAAUCUUGCGAGACCAUGACUCGAGCAACUACCUCAAGGCAGUAAAUAAAGUUCUCAGACAAAGCACAAAACCUACAGUUCCCAAAGUAAGAAAUGAAAGCAAUCUAAUGUGGCCACUGCUUGCUUCACCAUCACCACAUUCAUGGAAUAAUGAAAAUAAUUUAGAGAAUAGUAGCAUGUUAGGGUCUAAAGAAAUAAUGACCGUGUAAAAUCUUGAAACCAUUGUAUGAAAAAUAUGACUGUGUAGCUGUAAAUGUCAUAAACAAUUUAAGCCUGAAAACUGUAUCCAUUUCUAUUUUUUCAAAUACUAACGAAAGCCGAAACCCCAACCAUUCAAACUGAAAACUGAUCGAUCGGAUUCUACUUGUGAUUGAAUUGUUGUUUUCUUGCAAUGUAAACUUGAAAACUAGAGUUUGCUGUUUGAA
This is a messenger RNA of Mercurialis annua (annual mercury), 2557 nucleotides long. Its product is annotated as phospholipase A1 PLIP1, chloroplastic. Bases 257 to 2341 code for a protein of 694 amino acids. The transcript has 7 exons. The record is from RefSeq and is a predicted model, not a curated record. Gene Ontology annotation, molecular function: glycerophospholipid phospholipase A1 activity. Lineage: Eukaryota; Viridiplantae; Streptophyta; Magnoliopsida; Malpighiales; Euphorbiaceae. Gene Ontology annotation, biological process: lipid metabolic process.